Molecule: messenger RNA, 2312 nt
Organism: Elaeis guineensis (African oil palm)
Lineage: Eukaryota; Viridiplantae; Streptophyta; Magnoliopsida; Arecales; Arecaceae
Source: RefSeq, a predicted model, not a curated record
AUGGCAGCAUGUUGCUGUGUUCUUCUGGGCUUUGCAACGGUCACAGUUGAAGUUUAUGGUCAGCCUGAUGGUCUAGGGGACGAUGUAUCUGUUGGGAGCAAAAUUCUUGCAUGGAAACUACCAUGGCUUGAAUGGCAAACUUGGUACCCGGACGGUCGCUACGAUCGCAUCUGGAGGCCAUUGGUGCCACACCCGGAUGGACCGAGAAUAUCCACCACCUCGACGGUCCGAACCAUUGCGAACGGCUUCUUCGAGGCGCCUACAGCCGUUCCGCUGACCGCCGUCACGCCAACGAAAUCCUCCAGGUUGGUAUUAGUAGUGGAUCCCACGUCCGAGGAUAACUGUCUAUGGUACCAUGUUAUCUCGUAUUUCCAGUUCCAAAACCUCACGGGGAACGACUCAAGGCAGUUCAACGUCUUACUCAAUGGGGUUUUAUUCUACGGCUCGUUAUCCCCUGAGUACCUCUACGUGAACGCCUUGUACGGCACCAGUCCUUGGAUGAGCUAUCAUUACUAUAACUUCUCUCUCGCCGCGACGAAUUCUUCUGCGCUUCCUCCAAUCAUUAAUGGGCUGGAGAUUUAUUCUGUCAUGCGCCGCUCGGAAGUGGCUACCGAUAAAAAAGAUGUUGAUGCCAUCAUGGCAAUCAAGCAGGAGUAUGGGGUGAAGAGAAAUUGGAUGGGUGAUCCAUGUGCUCCAAGAGAUCUUAUUUGGGAUGGCUUGAACUGCAGCUACAGUGUCUCUGAUCCUCCAAGGAUUUCUAGUCUAAACUUGUCAUCCAGUGGAUUGAAUGGUGAAAUAACUGCUUCUUUUGCCAAUCUCGAAGCAAUCCAGUACUUGGAUUUGUCGUACAACAACUUAACCGGGACAAUACCUGAUCUUCUGGCAGAACUAUCAUCCCUUAAACUAUUAGAUUUGACGGGCAACCAACUCACUGGACCAAUUCCUCCUGGUCUCCUUAGAAGAUCAAAGAAUGGUUCCCUCAUGCUAAGGUUUGUUUUACUCUCUAAAACUAUUAAGUCCUCCCCUCAAUGUUUUAUAAAUUAUAAUUUGAUGCAGGCAAAGGGACUUCAAACAGAUUUACAAACGGAUCGAAGUAUUUGUUCCGAUGGGAAUUCAUGUGAGCGGAAGAAGAAGAUUAAUACACCCCUCAUUUUGUCUCUCUCAAAAGCUUCUAUGGUGAUACUGUUAGUGGUGGUAUUCAUUCUGUACAAAAUGAUGAGGAAGCAAGGGACCUCUGCGAGGCCACAGGUGAAGGAUCAUGAAGAUGGUCCAUUGCAACUUGUGAAUAGGCAAUUCACGUAUAAAGAGUUGGAGGAUGUAACUAACAACUUUCAGACGGUUAUUGGCAGAGGAGGAUUUGGGACUGUUUACCACGUACUUGAUAAUGGUAUCCAGGUUGCAGUCAAGUUGUGCUCUCAAUCAUCAUCGCAAGGGACAAAGGAGUUUCUGGCCAAGGCUCAGCACCUGACAAGAGUUCAUCACAGGAACCUGGUUUCUUUGAUUGGCUACUGCAGGGAUGGAGAUUUUCUGGCACUUGUCUAUGAAUACAUGUCACAGGGAACCCUGCAAGAGCAUCUGAGAGGUACAGCUUGCAACGCUAGAGUCUUGAGUUGGAGAGAGAGACUCCGAAUUUUAGUGGAAGCUGGACAAGGUUCGAAUUUGCACAAGGGGUCCAAGCCACCGCUAAUUCAUAGAGAUGUGAAGACCGCCAACAUUCUCUUGAGUGAACAGCUAGAGGCCAAGAUAGCGGAUUUUGGGCUGUCCAAACCCUUCCACAGUGACAUCCAGUCUCAUGUAUCCACAACAGUAGUUGGUACCCCAGGAUACCUUGAUCCAGAGUACCAUUCUACCUUCCAGUUCACUGAAAAGAGUGAUGUUUAUAGCUUUGGGGUGGUUAUCUUGGAGUUGAUCACAGGCCAACCGCCAAUUCUAUCAAGUCAAGAGAAUGGUCACAUCAUUAACUGGGUAAGCCAAAGCCUUGCCAGAGGAAAUAUUGAAGAUGGUGUGGAUGGAAGACUGCAAGGGGAGUAUGACGUGAAUUCUGUCUGGAAGGCUGCUGAUGUAGGACUAAAGUGCACAGCGCAAGCCUCCGUCCAGGGAGCAACCAUGUCCGAAGUCGUGAUGCAGCUGAAGGAAUGCUUAGCAUUGGAGGCUGCUUGUGAGAGGAGCACAAAUAGCAAAAUUUAUACAUGCAGCAAGAAUCUACACACAGAAUCUAGUGACACUAGCCAGUAUAGUGUUUUUGAAAUGGGAUGUGUUGGAAACAUGUCCGCGUUACCAGGUCCAUCAGCAAGAUAAUUUUGUUUGUCCUU